GAGAGCCCGGCUGCGGGCCAGGGCCUGCAGGACUGGUUCCGGAGAGCGUAGGAGAGAGAGGCGGACAGUGAGAGGGGAAGAUUUAGCGAGCACCCAGCGGAGGCGGUCCAGACGCCAGACAGAGGCCAGUCAGAGUCAGGAGGACAGCAGGCAGGAAUGCAGAUCUUCCCUGACGGGCAGUAUUUCCAUCUGCGGCACCGGGGCGUGGUCCAGCAGUCCCUGACCCCACACUGGGGCCACCGCCUGCGCCUGAAGAAAGACCCCAAGGUGCAGUGGUUCCAGCAGCAGACGGUACAGCGGCGGGUGAAACGCUCCUUGGUGGUGCCCACGGACCCCUGGUUCUCCAAGCAGUGGUACCUGAACAAGGAGGUGCAGCCAGACCUGAACAUCCUGCAGGUCUGGAGCCAGGGGCUGUCUGGCCAGGGCAUCGUGGUCUCUGUCCUGGACGACGGCAUCGAGAAGGACCACCCAGACCUCUGGGCCAACUAUGAUCCCCUAGCCAGCUACGACUUCAAUGACUAUGACCCGGACCCCCAGCCGCGAUACACACCCAGCGAUGAGAACCGGCAUGGGACCCGCUGUGCCGGGGAAGUGGCAGCGAUGGCAAACAACAGGUUCUGUGGUGCUGGCGUCGCCUACAAUGCCCGAAUCGGAGGGGUGCGCAUGCUGGACGGCACUAUCACCGACGUGAUCGAGGCCCAGUCGCUGAGCCUGCAGCCGCAGCACAUCCACAUCUACAGCGCCAGCUGGGGCCCCGAGGACGACGGCCGCACAGUGGACGGCCCGGGCAUCCUCACCCGAGAGGCCUUCAGGCGCGGCGUGACCCAGGGCCGAGGCGGGCUGGGCACCCUCUUCAUCUGGGCGUCAGGCAACGGCGGCCUGCACUAUGACAACUGCAACUGUGACGGCUACACCAACAGCAUCCACACGCUCUCGGUGGGCAGCACCACCCAGCAGGGCCACGUGCCCUGGUACAGCGAGGCCUGCGCCUCCACGCUCACCACUACCUACAGCAGCGGCGUUGCUGCCGACCCCCAAAUCGUCACCACAGACCUGCACCACCGGUGCACGGACAAGCACACGGGCACCUCGGCCUCCGCCCCGCUGGCUGCGGGCAUGAUCGCCCUGGCUCUGGAGGCCAACCCGUUCUUGACGUGGAGGGACAUGCAGCAUCUGGUGGUCCGGGCAUCCAGGCCAGCGCAGCUCCAGGCCGAGGACUGGAGGACCAACGGUGUGGGACGCCAAGUGAGCCACCACUAUGGCUACGGGCUGCUGGACGCCGGGCUGCUGGUGGACUUGGCUCGCUCGUGGCUGCCCACACAACCCCAGAAGAAAUGCAUUAUCCGCAUCGUGCACACCCCCACGCCAGCAGGAGGGGCCCUCGCCUCGCGUGCCGCAGCCCCCAGCCCCAUCCUGCGGGUGAUGCACGUGAGGAAGAACGUGUCAGCCUGCAUCGGCCACGCCAACUACAUCCGCUCGCUGGAGCACGUGCAGGUGCAGCUGUCCCUGUCCUACAGCCGCCGUGGGGACUUGGAGAUCUCGCUCACCAGCCCCAUGGGCACCCGCUCCACGCUUGUGGCCAUCAGGGACGCUGUACCGCUACACGCUGCUGCUCUAUGGGACAGCCGAGGACAUGACGGCACGGCCCUCGAGCCCCCAGGUGACCAGCAGCGCGUGUGUGCGGCGGGACACAGAGGGGCCGUGCCAGGGUGA
Molecule: messenger RNA, 1713 nt
Organism: Eubalaena glacialis (North Atlantic right whale)
Lineage: Eukaryota; Metazoa; Chordata; Mammalia; Artiodactyla; Balaenidae
Gene: PCSK4
Product: proprotein convertase subtilisin/kexin type 4
Exons: 13
Coding region: 157-1713 (518 amino acids)
Biological process (GO): peptide hormone processing
Cellular component (GO): trans-Golgi network; Golgi membrane
Molecular function (GO): serine-type endopeptidase activity
Source: RefSeq, a predicted model, not a curated record